AUGAGCGGCCAGGGACAUGAGCUCACGUUCGGCGACGAGCAGAUGGUGAACGCGGGUGCGGGCGGCUGGGGAAAGGGGACACUGGGGGAGGGCGCCAAGGGGCCGUUGUAUCCAUCCGUUCAGCGGGCCGUGCCCCCGGCGCAGCAGCUGUACCCGACCGUGACGCCCGCCAGCGCAGCCCCCGCGGCCGCGUCGCCCACGGGCGGCAGGCGGCCGGAGGGCAAAGGGAUGAAAUCGGCGGGGAAGGGGCUUGGAAGCCAGAAGGAGCGGGCCGAAGAGGAGGCAUGCAGGAUUCGGAUAUCCGUGACGGCCCCUCUGAAGGACAGCGGGCCGUCCAUCGUGCCAGGUGUCAAUGAGCCGUUCUACACGUACCUGGUCAACACUUCCACAACGCUCAUAUCGUUCGGACAGCCAGAGACCUCUGUCAGGCGCCGCUUCCGGGACUUCGUGGACUUUGCCAACCUCCUCAGAGUUAAUUUCAGGGGGUAUUUCAUACCACAAAGGCCCCACAGGAACAUCGUUCAAGGCAAGAUCAGGAUGUCGCCCUCAUUCAUAGAGGAGCGCAGGGCCAACCUGGAGAAGUACCUGAAGCAGUUGGCCCAGCACCCAACCAUAUCUCGCAGCGAGGAGCUGCGCACCUUUCUGGAGGCCGAAGGCCACCUCAGGGAGUGCACUGGCUGGAUUCAAUUGCACCCAGUUCAGCCUUCUUGGCUUGAGGGGGCCAAGCGGCUGGUGCGACAGAUGACUGGCCAGGAUUGGGUCCCCACACCCACAGAAGUAGCCCAGCAGCCCUCGGCGAAGCGCCAUGUGGUGCGCGCCCUCCGAGAGAGCUUUAAGAGCAUCAAGGAGAAGAGGCAGCCAACAAUGGAAUACCCGCCUCGUGAAGCGAAAUUGAGGAGAGAGACCGAGGCCAUGGAUGACUUUCAGCACACAGUCGACCAUGCUUGGAAGUGGGCGAGUUACUGGAUGGGUCGUUUUGAGUCCGUGGGGCGAGGACUGAAUGACUUUGGAGCAGAGAUGAAUGCUCUUGCCAAUUACGAGUUCGACUCAGGAUAUGUGAGGAUUCCAGCAGCGGCAGCAGUGGGGCGGGGCUGUGUGGAUGCCAGUGCAUUGCAUCAGCAGUUUGCCAACCAGACCAUGACACAUCUCUCGCACAUCCACGAGUACCAGGAGCGCAUGGGGAACGUCCUGAGGGCAUUCCGCAGCCGAGAACAGGCGCUCAUGACACUGCACACACUGGAUACUGACAUCAACAGCAAGAAACAGCUGCUCACAGAAUUGGAGGUGACAGUAGGGAAGGCCAACAAGGUAUUGAGCACAGAGCAUGACCUGCGUGCAUUAGAAGCAUCCAAAGCUGCUGCCCAGACGUCGUAUGACAAGCUUGCAGCAAACAAUGAGGAAGAGCUUGCAAGGUUCAGGGAGUUGAGGAGCAAGGACUGGGCAGACAUGCUG
This is a messenger RNA of Ostreobium quekettii, 1452 nucleotides long. The record is from the annotation of a GenBank genome assembly. NCBI's taxonomy places the organism in Eukaryota, Viridiplantae, Chlorophyta, Ulvophyceae, Bryopsidales, Ostreobiaceae.